GUAUCGCCUAUAUAAGACCCUCUCUUACCAACCAAUAUUAGAGUGAACAACUUACUUUUACUCUAUGCUCAAAAUGAAGUGGAUCUUGAUAAUCGCUGUUCUUGUUGGCUCAAGUUUGGCUUCAAAUCCUGAAGAAAAUGAGAAUAUCAACGAUCCAGAUCUUUUUGAGGGAGAUAUGUUACUCACUCCUGAACAGAGGCAGGCUGCUCUGAACGGAGGUGACGUUGAUGCGGCUGUUGCACGUGGUUCGGUGAUAGGAAGACAGUGGCCAGGAGGUCUAAUGCCUUAUGAGAUUGAUGACUAUCUAGCCAAUAAUCAGCGAGCAAUGCAAAUGAUUGACGCGGGAAUGAGGGAAUGGACAACUAAAACCUGCAUCCGGUUCAAGAAGCGAACCAACGAGCAAGACUACGUGUUUUUCAAGUUCAACCCAGGGUGUCGUUCGUACGUUGGGAGGAGAGGUGGAAGACAAGAUAUAACAUUAUCUACGGGAUGCUGGAGAGUGGGAACUGUAGCACAUGAGAUUGGGCAUGCUCUAGGUUUCUAUCACGAACAGUCGAGACCUGACCGUGACAACUACGUCACUAUUCUAUGGGACAACAUUAAAGAACGAAACAAGCAUAAUUUCAAUAAGUACACCAGGUCAAGGAUCGAUUCUCUUGGAACUCCAUAUGACUAUGGAUCGGUGAUGCACUACAGAAAGACAUCGUUCAGCAAGAAUGGCAAUCCAACCAUUCAUGUAAAGCAAUCAGGGGUUUCAAUCGGUCAGCGAAAUGGCAUUAGCAGCAUGGACGCAAAGCAGAUGAAUCUUCUGUACAAGUGUAGCGGAGGAGGAGGAGGAGGAGGGUCUGUCACUCGCCCUCCAGUAGUGACAACACAACGACCACUUCAUACACAACCACCGCCACCAGGUGGUUGCCGUGACGACAACGCAGCAUGUCCUGGGUGGAUCAGUCUCUGUAGCUCACACUCAACCGUGAAGGCUCUGUGCAAAAAGACAUGUAAAGUCUGCUAAUAAUGGAUAUAAUACAACUUGCAACAAUCAAAAGAGAAAAACAGACGAAAAUGUUCUUAGCGAAAUCCAGAAAUCCAUGUGUAAGAAUUAAAAUCAGCAAAUAAAUGUUCUCAAUCAACAAAA
Molecule: messenger RNA, 1135 nt
Organism: Actinia tenebrosa (Australian red waratah sea anemone)
Lineage: Eukaryota; Metazoa; Cnidaria; Anthozoa; Actiniaria; Actiniidae
Product: nematocyst expressed protein 6
Biological process (GO): proteolysis
Molecular function (GO): zinc ion binding; metalloendopeptidase activity
Source: RefSeq, a predicted model, not a curated record